Messenger RNA from Zalophus californianus (California sea lion), 1415 nucleotides. It is a transcript of the gene CATSPERQ, whose product is annotated as transmembrane protein 249. NCBI's taxonomy places the organism in Eukaryota, Metazoa, Chordata, Mammalia, Carnivora, Otariidae. The transcript has 6 exons. The record is from RefSeq and is a predicted model, not a curated record. The coding region runs from base 117 to 1301 and encodes 394 amino acids.
UUGCUCACUCACUGCUAGGCGUGAAUCCUGGACUGAGUGUGUGUAUCCUGCCCUCAGGGACACUGAAGUGAGCUGUCUGUGGUUGUGUUUGAAGUUUUGCCUGGGCAAAAGUAGUGAUGGGGCGGGGGAGGCCUGCUCAGCCAUGGGGUUCAGUGUGGGGAGCCUGCCUGCAGAUUCCUCUCCAGCUUCGGCCUGGGAUGUCUUGCCACCUCCCUUCCCGUGAGGACUGUGAACCAGGCUAUGCAGGGGGCCUCUGGUGGUGUGGGGACUCACAGGGAAGUGCGUGCUCACUUCAGGGCCAGGCCUGGGGAGUCCCCGCAGAAGGAGUAGUCAACACAACAGCCCCUUCUAGAACCCGCUGCCUGGAACUUCUAGAACCCAGGCCUCGCCCAGCCUGGACCACCACCUGGUGUCUCUCCUCCGCCCUUUGUCUGAAGGCGGCUCCUUCCUGGACCGCAGCCCUGGAGGCUUUCUUCCCCCAGGCCCCCAAGGGCCGCAUUAGCGGCCUGCCCACGACCUCCGGCGGCAAGCGCUUCCAGCUCUGGGCCCUAGGACUCUUCUGCACCGAGCGCCACCUGGCCAAGCGCCUUAAGAACAACAGCUUCUACCCGUUCACACAACAGCAGCCCAAUGUCUUCGUGCUCGAGUACUACCUGGACACACUGUGGAAGGGGGCGCUGCUCUUCGUCGUCUGCCUCUUCCUCGUCAGCUUCGGCCUUGUGAGCCAGGUGCUGAAGCAGGAGACGUGGGGCUUCCCCGCGUGCGGCGUGGGCGUUGGCCUGUGGCUCAUGAUUUCGUCUUUGCCGCGGCGCCGCCUGGUGCUGAACCACAUGCGUGGCACAUACCACUUCUCCAUCCAGGGCCGCACCGUGUGUCAGGGCCCUAUGCACCUGGUCUACGUGCGCCUGGCGCUCAGCUCUGACGCCUAUGGAAGGUGCUUCUUCCAGUUGGUUCUAUGCGGCCACAAGCUAGAGCCGCUGGUGCUGGUGCAGCUGUCGGAACGCUAUGAGGCAGAGCGUGAACACCGCGCGGGCCGCAGCCCAAGCCUUAGCGCUGGCAGCUGGUGGAGAGAGCGCCAGGACUGGCGGUCUCCUGACCGCCACCUGUUCCCACAGCAGACGGAAUACCUGGGCCGUCACAUUGCCCGGAAGCUCAACAUUAACUACUUUGACUACCUGGCCACGUCGUACCGGCACGUAGUCCGCCACUGGCCGCUGGGGGCCACCUUCAGCCCGGGCAUCGUGCAGCGCAAGACGGGCACUUAUGACGAGCGGAUCUCCCAGUCGGACCUGGACGUGUGACGCUCCAGGCAGCACCCACCCCCGGCCGCCCCCGCCCCGGGACUGCAUUCUCCCUUCCCCGCCAGUCUCUCACCUUCCCCCCACUGGUAGUCUCCCUCUCAAUUAAAGCCGUCU